This is a messenger RNA of Salmo salar (Atlantic salmon), 4062 nucleotides long. The record is from RefSeq and is a predicted model, not a curated record. Lineage: Eukaryota; Metazoa; Chordata; Actinopteri; Salmoniformes; Salmonidae.
ACAAGAAAUUUGUGGAGUGGUUGAAAAACGAGUUUUAAUGACUCCAACCUAAGUGUACGUAAACUUCCGACUUCAACUGUAGCAUCGUUAUUGUUAUUUGGUACUUUUAUUAAACUUUUUAGUUGAUUUAGUAAAUAUUUUUCACUAAGAUCUACACCUGUUGUAUUCGGGCAUGUGACAAAAUUAUUUAUUUUGAAUUGAUGGUCGUAUAAUGGAAAAGGGAAACUAUUCAGAUAUAUGUUUGUCCUACAAGAGGAAAUCUUAGCACUUCUCACACAUCACAUAGGCCUAAACAAAACAGAAAACACAGCAGGAAACAAACAAUAGGAACAGUCAGAACGAUAACUUUCCUACCAUCCCAUGCCUGCGCAUAUGGGGAGUUCUUCAUAAUAGUGAUAGACCCUGGGAUGAAAACCAUCCCAAAGCGUGGAGUGCGCGCCAUUUAAUUGUCUAAUUUCUAUGACCUGAUGGGAGAUCAAAGCAGUGGUGGAGUGGGUGCUCUGGGCUUGUAAUCGUGGCGAUCUUUGCGCUGUAUAGCGCGUUUGUUCAGUAGGUGAGGGGGAUCCAAUCAGUUUAGAUUCCGUGAAAAAAAUGUAAUAGUAGGUCUAUAGGCUACUCCAGCCUAUACACUUUACACACUGCGAAACUUGAAAGAACGCAUUGUUCUCAGUCAAGCGAAACGAUACAAUGUAUCACUUGUGCACCAGUGGGCUUUGAAAAGAAAACAACGAGAUGUACAACAUUGCUUCCAAACGGCACAGAUGUCAGAUUUUUCUUCUUCUCUAUAUUAAUUGUAAUUACAAGUUGCACAUCAAAUUAUUUAGGGUUAUAUGAUUGUCUGCUCUGCCAUUCUUCCCCAUCACACUAGGGCUGCCAAGAAUAUAGGUUUGCUAUAAGAUGUAAACGGGAAGAUAAUGGACCAAAAUUAUAAAAUGGCUCCUGACUACCAAGAGAUGUAUAUAGUGUGAAGAGCCCUUCUGAAAAUACAUUUUAAAUCGUGUUUGAAUUCAACAACAAAAAAAUCCAGUGCGGCUUUACUUCCUGGCUAUUAUGACUCUUCCCUGUAUGUUCCUAGCUGCCAUGGUGACUACAUUUGAUUUCAAGCAUGAGGGGUAUCUGGCUGCUAGAUCAUUUACUACUGAACAGAUUAUGAUCUGAUUGCAGUAAGAUGACAACAUCAAGCAGUGAGCUACUGGCCAGUCGGGUCCAGGAGCCCCUGAUGAUGAGCAUGCACCUCCUGGCCAACCCCGGGGACUCGCUCCUGCUGCAGCACACCCUGGACCGCCUCCUCCGCUGGGUAUGCCCCAGCCUGUGCCUCUUCCACGUCUCCGAACGGGCCUGCCCCCUCCGCGACUACGCCCGCUCCCGCUUGUGCCCCGUGGCUGGGUACCCCUCCCUGGCUGUGACCGUCUUCCUCCAUGAGGCCUACGGCGAGGAGCGCAUCCUCCGGGUGCUGGACUUCCUGCAGCGCCCCCCCUGGCAGUACCACCACACGGAGAGCUGCGGUGGGAGGACUGGGGGCGUCCACAUUACCUCCUCCACCUCCCCGGCCAAUGCCCUGCUCCGGCCCUACCUCCUGCCCAGCCGAGACUUCUACAGCCUGGGCACGGGGAUGCCUGUGUGGGGGGUGCGCCCGGUGCACUGCGGCGGGGAGAUGCUGCGGGUGACGCUCUACAGCAGCUACGAUAACUUUGACGACGCGGUGCGGCUUUAUGAGACGGUGCUGCAGAGGCAGGUGGAGGAGCAAAAGACUGGGUUCUGUUGGUUUACGCUCUACACAGAACCAGGGCUGUGUCUGCAGCUGGCUCUCAAACAGCUCUCUCCAGGGGUCAGGGUGGAGGCCUGCAACUCUGCUGUGCUGCAGUUCAGGGUGGAGGAGAUGGGUCAGCUCGUGCCCCUGCUGCCCAAUCCGUGCACGCCCAUCAGCGCCAUACGCUGGCAGACCGAAGACCUGGACGGGAACAAGAUACUCUUCCAGGUGAAAGCCCCAGAGCAGCCUCAGCGACCCCUGACCUGUGCCUUCCCUCUGACCUGCCCCAGCGUCUCGCCCAGAGGGCUAUUGAGGAGCGUCGUGUCCGCCCCGCCAGCAGCCCACGCCCUGCAGCCCUGCGGCCAGAUGACCCCAGUGACCCGUCCAGGGAACAGGCCGCGCACCGACCCAGGCCUGGAUAGGCCUGUUUUACCCGGGGGUCUGCGGUGUGGGGGAGGGGGGGAGAGCAUGGGCUCAGACAGCUGCUACAGCACCCCUCCAGGCAGCUCCUGCUACUCAUCUCAGCGCAGCAGUCCCGCCACGCUAUCCGUUAACCAACCCCACGAAUCCUCCCCUCUCUCAUGCUCCGCCUCCCCGGCGCGGCCCUCCCUGUCCAUCUCCCAUCUACUGCUGGAGGAGGAGGAAGAGCCGGAGACCAACGUGGACACGGGUGUCCCCGUGACAACGACCCCGCGCUCUGACACAGACUUCACCAUGGCGACCAGCUCGAGGGACACAGGCGUCUCGGUGACGCUGCGUUCCGAGAGACCAGCCGCUGUGGGGGCCUCUGCCCUGGAGAGCCUGGCAAGGGAGCUGAGUGCCUGUCUACCGGAAGCUCUCACACCUCCACCCCACCACAGGACUUGGGUUGUGAGCAGCUCAACCAAAGCUGCCAGUCCUGGGUGCAAGGCAGGGUCACAAGCCUGGGAUAGCAGUGUUAUCAGCUGGGCAUCGCCGGGUCAGAGCCACUCCAGAGGGCCUGUAGGGCCACAGACUCCUGCUAAGCCAGCAGCAAAGGCUCUGUCACCCACACACGGCACAGACCCAAUAGAUGAGUUCUUCAUCUGACUCCUUUGUGCAGUGUAGCAGGCAGGCAAUUGUAGGACAUUUUGUCACUAUCUAACAUAAUGUAACUUGAUGUUCCCUCCAGAGAGAGACAGGGAAGCUCAUUGAAACCAUGGAGACACAAAGGACCUAAGUUCCUGGUGCUCAGACCGUCAUGCCAGUCUAGGUUUGCGUCCAAAAUGUCACCCUAUCCCCUAUGUAGUGCUGGUGGCCUCUAGUCAAAAGUAGUGCGCAAUAGGGAAUAGAGUGCCCUUUUGGACGCAAACUAGCUAGGCUAGGACGGGUAAAGCCUAUAGUAAAUGAAACAAUGUUACGCCCAGGGAUUUCAGAUACACAAUUAUUGUAUAACUAACUAGGCUACUAUGCAUUUUAUUACCAGUGGAAGUAGAAAUGGAUACAAAUAUGUGCUGCGAGUGAGUAGAUACAUUUGUGUGGUUGGUUAGUUCAUGUGGUUUCUGUGCACUGUGAAAGCUGUGAAAUCUGUGUGGUAUCGGAGUGGUAGCGUAUCUGAGUGAACUAAAUCCUUACCCCAAGAACGCCCUGUCUAUUAGGUCUGACUCCUGGGUCAGAGGUUACUAUUGUACAGUAUCAUUAUCCUAUUUUUCUAGAAUUAACACAUUGUAUUUCAACAAUGACUGUUGUAUCUUCUAAUACUAUACUAAACCAUUGGUUGUAUUCAGUAGACCUUGCCAAACCACUGUUGAAAGGACACAUUUUGAUAAGACAUUAAAUGCUGAUAAUUCAUUUAUUUUCGGGAAACUUUUUCGUAAAGCCGUUUGUUUCAAGGACUGUGGUUAGGCUGCAUAUUUUUGUAAUCUGUGUUUUCAAAGAUGGAUUGAAGACUAGAAUACAACGAAAGACUAGAGAACUAAGAGAUACUGCUUGUCUGAGAUGGUACUUUGUUAAUAAUGUAUAAAGUGUUGGCUGACAUUACCAUGGGGCCUUGCAAGGCUGUCUAUAACCUAGGGCUAGACAAUGUUUACCAAACUGACUGUCUAGAGGCCCAUUUUCUUACACCAAUUAGCCUAAACUUAGACUAAAAAGCGCUUUCAAUGGAGAAUCUCCAUUGAGAGUGCCUUUUAGUCCAGGACUAUGCGUAAUCUGUGUCUGGGGAAACCAUCCCUUAAUAAUUUAAUGAAUUGAGACGUGAGUUGUGAAAUAGAAUGGUUGUUGUUUAAUCAUGUUUCUAAAAACAAGUAUGAACCAGCAUUAUGCAUCACUAAAUUAUUAUUGACUAUUCUGACUAA